AAAAAGAUUUUUUUUUGUGUAGUUUGUAAAUGCACCCGCAAAAACGUAAACAAAGCUACUGAGCUGAUCGUCGAUCUAAAAUUUUGCGUGGUAAAACAGUGUCGUGAGCUUGAUUUUGCUAAUCCGUAAUGUAAUACUGUUGCAGUAGAUAAGUGAUGUGUUGACACUGCAGUGGUAGAGCUAAUGUUCAAGUAUAUUUUACUUUUUUUUUGAGCUUGUUUAAAAUGUUUGCUUUUAGAGCAGUAUCGUUUGUUUAUUAUAUAUAUAUUUUUUCGGUGUUGUAUUUUAUAAAUUGUAGUAAUGCAGAGAGUAGUAAAGGACAUACAAGUGUCAGUCGCUCACAAAGGAGUAUUCAAACUGUAAAUCGCAACGAGGUUUCCAAAACUAAACUCAUAAAUGAAUCUGAGUGUAUUGCAGACAUUAAAAGGUUAUGUGGAACUUUACCUCCAAACUCCGACGAUUUAUUUGUGUUGGAAUGUAUCCAGUCUUUCAAGGCAAACGAGCUGAGCUCGAUCAGCGAAGUGUGCCAGCACAAAAUAUGGGUUCAUACGACGGACCUGGUGAGCGACGACAACUUGGUGAAGCUGCUCGACAACGCGUGCUCCCAGGACUCGGUCGUGAAGAAGUGCAGCAGCUCCGGCGGCAGCCUGCUGGCGUGCCUGAUCGACCGCCGUGAGAGCAUUACGUACUUGCCGUGCAAGGCCUUCAUCCAGCGCCUCGAGUGGGUUGUCUUCAGCGAUUUCCGAACCAUCUCCUCCUUUGUGAGCGAGUGCCGGGCCAGCAUAGAGAAGUUUCAGUGCGGUCGCCUGCCAUCUGAAGAGCCGGUGUCCCAGGGCAGGACGCUGGCCUGCCUGCAGCAGCGCGUGGACGACCUGGAGCCCCGGUGCCAGAAGCAGGUGCUCCACCUGUCCGAGGUGCAGGCGGACGACAUCAAGCUGGACCGCCAGCUGUACCUCGCCUGCCAGCCGGACCGCCUGCGCCUCUGCCCCGACAUCCCCCCCGGCAGCGAGGACGUGUACCGCUGCCUCAUGCAGCACCGGCUCGACCGCACCCUGAGCGCGGAGUGCCAUGAACAACUGCUGCGUCGCCAGAAACUGAUUGCUCGUGACUACAAAGUGAGCAAGGGGCUUGCCAGGUCUUGCAAGGAAGACAUACGACUGAACCACUGCCGGCGAUUAGUCUCCGACGAUAAGGAAAUCAGGCUUGCUCAAAUUUUACUCUGCCUUGAAGGUGUCAUACGGAAUGGUUCUAAAGUGUCGCAAGAUUGUCAAGUGGAAAUGGUGGAGCACAGAAAGAUUUUGAUGGAAGACUAUCGAUUGUCUCCAGAAAUAGUGUCUCAGUGCUCGUCUGAUAUCUCCAAGUUCUGCAGUGGAGGUUUGGAAGUGGGGGGCAAAACCAUCCACUGCCUGAUGGACCAUGUGCGGCCCAGGAAGAGGAAGGAGCGAGUUUCUUCUCCGUGUCAGAGGGCGUUGGAAGUGCUGGUGAAGGAAGCAGACGUGGGCGAGGACUGGCGAGUGGACCCCGUCCUGAGGGAGGCCUGCCGGCCGGUGGUGCAACGCAGCUGCCGGGACAUUAGAGGCGGCGAUGCCCGGGUGAUGACGUGCCUGAUGGAGAAACUCGGCACGGACUACAUGACCCCUGACUGCGAAGCCGCGCUGAUCGAGAUACAGUACUUCGUGGUGCGCGACUUCAAGCUGGACCCCCAGCUGUACCGCAGGUGUCGCGAGGACGCUGUGAAGCUCUGCCAUGCCAAGAAGGCGUGGACGGAUGACGGGCAGAUGGACCCGGAGCGUGGCCCCCUUGUGCUGCCCUGUCUCUACAGAUACGCGUACCACGCGCAGGAUAAGAUGAGGUUGAAGGCGGAGUGCCUGGAAGAGAUCCGGCGGGUGAUGAGGCAGCGGGCAGUCAGCGUGGACUUGCAGCCGGAGGUGGAGGAGGUGUGUCUCGAGAACCUGGCGUCCAUGUGCUCCGACAAGGUCAACAAAGGAGAAGAGAUGGUUUGCCUGCAAGACAAUCUCGAGAGCCUGACGCCGGAGUGCCGGCAGGCGGUGUCGAACUUCACUGAGGAGCAGGCGCGGCAUGUGGAGCUGAACCCCGUGCUGACGUCGACGUGCCAGGCGGUGAUGGAGAAGCACUGCGCGGCGGUGCUGCAGACGGGCCGCGAUGAGGGCGACGUCAUGGAGUGCCUGGUGGAGCACAAGAACGAGCCGGACGUGCGCAGCAGCUACAAGUGCCGUGCGGCCAUCGAGCACUUCCAGCUCAUCUCGCUCAAGGACUACCACUUCACCUACAAGUUCAAGGAGGCCUGUCGCCCGCACGUCAUCCGCUACUGCCCCGGCGCGCGUACAAAGCUGGAGGUGAUCACCUGUCUGAGUGAGCACGUUCGCAAUGACACGAUCCACGACGCCAAGCACACCAUCCCCAGGGACUGCCGCCAGCAGCUGAGGGCCCAGCUCUUCCAGCAGCGGGAGAACAUCAACUUCGACCCGGGCCUCAGGGGGGCCUGCUUCUUGGACAUCAAGAAGUUCUGCCCCGGCACUGUGGAGGGGGCUGGCCAAAUCUUGGAGUGCCUGCAGAUCAACGUGAAGAACUUGUCGCCUGACUGUCACAAGGCCAUCUUCAACGUGGAGAAGCAGGAGCUUCUGGACAGCUCGAGUGACUAUGUGCUCAUCACCAAGUGCAGACAGAUGAUCAGGCAGUUCUGCCAUGAGGAAGACCAGUCCCAUGCUCUCGAGUGCCUGAAACGCUUCAAAGAUGAAAUGACGUUCGACCCCAAGUGCAAGGUGGUGGUGGUUCGUCGAAUGAUCGAACAAAACCAGGACUACCGCUUCAACCCUCUACUUCAGAAAGGCUGUCACUUGGAUAUUCCGAAAUUCUGUGCUGACGUGGUGGCAUCGGAACCUCAAGACAAGGAACUAGAAGGGAAGGUCAUAAAGUGUCUCAAGGUGAAGUUUCGGGAGCGUAAGCUGCGAACAGAAUGUGAGCUACAGAUGGCUACAAUCCUUCGUGAGGCAGCUCUCAACUAUCACUUGAAUCCUCUGUUGGCAGCAGUGUGUAAGGAGGAGAUCAACACGAUGUGCAAGGGGAGCGAGGACGAGGACGGCUCGGGGGAGGUGGAGGAGUGCCUGAAGAACGCCUUCCACAGCCACCGCCCCAUGAAGCCCAGCUGCCGCGAAGAGGUGGCGGGCAUCAUCGAGGACGCCAAGGCGGACAUCCACGUGGACCCCUUGCUGCACCAGGCGUGCGGCGUGGACGUCACCAAGUUCUGUGGCGACAUCCCGCAGGGCGCGGGCAGACAUAUUCAAUGCUUACAAAAUGUUCUCCAAGAUUCAACAAAAUCUCUACAACCGAAGUGUGAAGAGAUGCUCACAAAACGAAUAGAAAUGUUCAAAUAUGCUGCUCUGGUGGUUGAUCCACAGAACAUCCAUGAGUUGUACACUCAGGUGGCAAACUCCCCAGCUCGAAGGUACUUCCUCAUUGUGUCACUCACAAUAGUUGGACUUAUAUUCAUAAUGGGACUGUUCUGUGGCCGUGCUACCAAGCGAACAUUGCUAAUGAAGAACAAGUAACCUUCACAACAUGAGGAGUAAAUGGAAGGAAUUUUUAUACAUGCCCUAGUCUUCAAUCUUUAAAGGGAAAGAAAUUACUGCAUAUUUUAUACGUACCAGAGGCAAAAAGACUUCUUUGAUUUGGUCAUUUAUGUUGGAUGUAAGCAUAAUGCUUCAUAGUUGACACCUUGCUGAAAGCAUGGUAUAAGUUAAGACUACAAAUUUGGUACUCCCAAACUAGACAGUAUUGUUUCUUGGUUUAGUGAUGAAUUAUUGCAUCUUUCAUCUAUGUACCCAUGUGUUUCGUGGAAGCUUUUAUUUUCUUUUGCAUUAGAGUGAGACUUGAAUGUGUAAUAAUUGGUGUUGAGUUGAUUCGAAUCCUGGAAUCAGCCGAUUCCAUCAGUUCCAGUUCAGUUGACAGAUUCAGAAUUCAGUGGUUUUUGGAAUCGAAGCUGAUCAAUUAUCCUCUUUUAGUUUGUGAGAGUAUAGUGUUUUUUUAUAAGGGGAUUAAUGUUGGUUCGUGAUACCUUAAAUUAGAAUAUUUUUCUGAUUAAUCUGACUUUCUGAUAAUUGGUAUAUUUAAUUACUGAGAUCUUGCAAACAAUUUAUGUUUUCGCUGAUUAAUCAAGGAAUAGGCAAUGGUGUGUGGUUAAAUUUAAAACUUUUUGUUCAGUUGACAAAAAGUUUUCUAUUUUUUUUUUUUUUUUCAAUUAAUAUGUCAUAUUUCUUUUGUUUGGAAAUUCUCUUAAAUAGUAAGUUUGAGUGAAAGCUAUAUUUCCCAAAUUAAUAAACAAUAAUUCUUCUUACUUUUCAACGAAAGUUACUAUUGUAGGUACAGUGAAAUCUCAUUUCAAGCAUCGAUAAACCCAUGAUUUGAGUUUUAAAAAUGAAAGUAGAUUGCAUUGAACUGAUAAUGAAUCCAUAACAUUUCACAAGGAUCUUAAAAUAUCUACUUUAAGAAAUCCUAUUUUAUAACGAGGUUCCACUGAUCAUUCUUUAGAGGGUGCUAUGAAGGGCAUAAGUCUUACAUCAACCAGUUUGACUUGUAUUUAUGCCAUUGAACAGUUAAGAAAGCAUUACAUCUUUUUUUUUUUUUUUACUUCAAAUGGCAUUGCAAUAUAAUCCAAUUAUUUUAAGGUUUGUGAUACCAAGAUAUAACAUGUGCAUUAUUGUCACAGUUUAAAAAAAGGAAAAGAAA
Messenger RNA from Bacillus rossius redtenbacheri, 4746 nucleotides. It is a transcript of the gene Glg1, whose product is annotated as Golgi apparatus protein 1. Gene Ontology annotation, cellular component: Golgi membrane. The record is from RefSeq and is a predicted model, not a curated record. The coding region runs from base 225 to 3569 and encodes 1114 amino acids. NCBI's taxonomy places the organism in Eukaryota, Metazoa, Arthropoda, Insecta, Phasmatodea, Bacillidae. The transcript has 16 exons. Gene Ontology annotation, molecular function: fibroblast growth factor binding.